CGCUGCGUCUCUUUGUUGGCCCAGCAGCAGCGUUGCUGCACUGUUGUUGUUGUUUUCUCUGCUGCUGGAAAAACUGUAAUGCUAGCAAGCUAAAGAAGUAUUUGGCAUUUGUUUUGCUCCAGGUUUCAAAAGAUACACUUCUAACUUGUGUCACUUGGCGUGUCAUAAUAUUGAACGCAACCCAGUCAUGGACUCGGACGAGGGUUACAAUUAUGAAUUCGACGAUGAGGAAGAGGAAUGCAGCGAAGACAGCGGAGAAGAGGAUCCCGCGGACGACACCCUGGAGCUCGCGGAGGUGGAGCUGGUCGAUCCGGUAGUGGCUGGCGGAGAAAGGGACGACUGCGGGGAGACUGGAGGCAGCGGCCUCGGGCCCGGACAGGAUGAGGAAGACUACCGCUUUGAAGUUCUCACCGCCGAGCAGAUCCUUCAGCAUAUGGUGGAGUGUAUCAGGGAGGUCAACGAGGUCAUUCAGAAUCCUGCUACAAUCACUAGAAUACUUCUUAGUCAUUUCAACUGGGACAAAGAAAAGCUGAUGGAGAGGUACUUUGAUGGUAACCUGGACAAGCUGUUUUCAGAGUGUCACGUUAUAAACCCCAGCAAAAAAUCUCGGACACGCCUCAUGAACACAAGAUCUUCGGCACAGGACAUGCCAUGUCAGAUCUGCUAUCUCAACUAUCCUAAUGCGUACUUCACUGGUCUGGAAUGUGGGCACAAGUUCUGCAUGCAGUGCUGGGGAGAUUACUUAACUACCAAAAUCAUAGAGGAAGGAAUGGGACAGACCAUUUCCUGUCCUGCUCAUAGCUGUGAUAUUCUGGUGGACGACAACACAGUCAUGAGACUGAUUACAGAUUUGAAAGUGAAGUUGAAGUAUCAGCAUUUAAUAACAAAUAGUUUUGUAGAGUGCAACCGACUGUUAAAAUGGUGUCCGGCACCUGACUGUCAUCAUGUUGUCAAAGUACAGUACCCAGAUGCCAAACCUGUACGAUGCAAGUGUGGUAGGCAGUUUUGCUUCAACUGUGGAGAAAAUUGGCAUGAUCCAGUUAAGUGUAAGUGGCUCAGGAAAUGGAUUAAGAAAUGUGAUGAUGACAGCGAGACAUCAAACUGGAUUGCUGCAAAUACGAAGGAAUGCCCAAAAUGCCACGUCACCAUAGAGAAAGAUGGUGGCUGCAACCACAUGGUAUGUCGGAACCAGAACUGCAAAGCAGAAUUCUGCUGGGUUUGCUUGGGACCCUGGGAACCACAUGGAUCCGCUUGGUACAAUUGUAAUCGCUAUAACGAGGAUGAUGCCAAGGCAGCCAGGGAUGCUCAAGAGCGUUCCAGGGCAGCCCUGCAGAGGUACCUGUUCUACUGCAAUCGCUACAUGAACCACAUGCAGAGCUUGCGCUUCGAGCACAAGCUGUAUGCGCAGGUCAAGCAGAAGAUGGAGGAGAUGCAGCAGCACAACAUGUCAUGGAUUGAGGUGCAGUUCCUGAAGAAGGCUGUGGACGUGCUGUGCCAGUGCCGCUCCACGCUCAUGUUCACCUACGUCUUUGCGUUCUACCUCAAGAAAAACAACCAGUCCAUUAUCUUCGAGAAUAACCAGGCAGAUCUGGAGAACGCUACAGAGGUGUUGUCCGGAUACCUGGAACGAGACAUCUCACAGGAUUCUCUGCAGGACAUUAAACAGAAAGUACAAGAUAAAUACAGAUACUGUGAGAGCAGACGGAGAGUGCUGCUGCAACACGUACAUGAAGGCUAUGACAAAGACCUAUGGGAGUACAUCGAGGAUUGAGGCUACAUCUCCACACCACUGACUCUUGGAGGAAAAACUCCUCCCACUAGAGUGCUGAUGCAAUGAAACAGAGCAGCACGGAGCCUCUGCUGCCUUCUCCCUGGCGAACCACCCUGCAUUGCAUAAUUUCCCAUUUUUUUUUUUGUUUUACGAAAAGCAUAAGAGUAAAUUAUAUUUAAAUUAAAAAGAAUAUAAAAAAAAAUUACAUGUGCUACAGUAUUGUUAGCAGCGUUGAAGCACAGGAUUGAGAAAUCCAACAAAAAGACAACAUUUUGCUUGUUGUAAAAUCUUGCCCUUGAAAAUCUUUCCCCUAAUUUUCAGUUUUGUUUAUGGUUGUGUUCUGUUUGACUUUAUUUUAUAGUGUGUGUGUGUGUGUGUGUGUGUGUGUGUGUGUGUGUGUGUGUGUGUAAUGGAUUUCAAUUUCAAAAUGGCUUUAAUAAUUCUGACCAUGUCUGCCUCGAGUGGCGAAAUCUGUUUGGGUUGCUGAAUGUUGACUGUAAGGAGGUGACUUUUGGGUUUCAAAAAUGAGCAAAAUAGAAAACAAACAAAAAAGGCAACAAAUUGGUAUUUUUCAAUUUGUAAAUAUGCAUGGAUGUUAAAGAGUAAGAGUGGCAUGUGUUUGCAUCAUUUUUUCAAUAUAUUUAUAUUUACACAUAUAUAUAUAUAUAAAAAAAAAAAACAAGUACACUUGAAGUCAGAAGUUUACCGGUACAUACACCUUAGCUAAAUACAUUUAAACUCAGUUUUUUUCCACAAUGCCUGACAUUUAAUCAUAGAAAAUAUUCCCGGUCUUUGGUCACAAAGGAUCACUACUUUAUUUAAAAGAUUUGAAAUGUCAGAAUAAUAGUAGAGCGAAUGAUUUAUUUCUGCUUUUAUUUCUUUCAUCGCAUUCCCAUGGGUCAGAAGUUUAUGUACACUAUGUUAGUAUUUGGUAGUAUUGCCUUUAAAUUGUUUAACUUGGGAAAAACAUUUUGGGUAGCCAUCUACAAGCUUUUCACAAUAAGUUUCUGGAAUUUUGGCGCAUUCAUCCAGAGAGAACUGGUGUAACUGAGUCAGGUUUGUUGGCCUCCUUGACUUUGUUGUCCUUAAGCCAUUUUACCACAACUUUGGAGGUAUGCUUGGGGUCAUUGUCCAUUUGAAGACCCAUUUGCGUCCAAGCUUUAAAUUCCUGGCUGAUGUCUUGAGAUGUUGCUUCAAUAUAUCUACAUCAUUUUCCUUUCUCAUGAUGCCAUCUAUAUUGUGAAGUGCAUCAGUCCCUCCUGCAGCAAAGCACCCCCACAACACGAUGCUGCCACCCCCAUGCUUCACGGUUGGGAUGGUGUUCCUCGACUUGCAACCCUCCCCCUUUUCUUCCCAAUAUAACAAUGGUUAUUAUGGCCAAACGGUUACAUUUUUGUUUCAUCAGAGGACAUUUCUCCAAAAAGUAAUAUCUUUCUCCCCAUUUGCACUUGUAAACUGUAGUCUGGCUUUUUUAUGGUGGUUUUUGAGCAGUGGCUUCUUCCUUGCUGAGCAGCCUUUCAGGUUAUGUCGAUAUAGGACUCGUUUUCCUGUUGAUAUAGAUACUUGUCUACCCGUUUCCUCCAGCAUCUUCACAAGGUCCAUUGCUGUUAUUCUGGGAUUGAUUUGCACUUUUCGCACCAAACUACGUUCAUCUCUAGGAGACAGAAUGCGUCUCUUUCCUGAGCGGUAUGAUGGCUGCAUGGUCCCAUGGUGUUUAUACUUGCAUACUGUUGUUUUUACAGAUGAACGUGGUACCUUCAGGUGUUUGGAAAUUGCCCUCAAGGAUGAACCAGACUUUUAGACAUUUUUUUUUUAUGAGGUCUUGGUUGAUUUCUUUUCAUUUUUCCAUGAUGUCAAGCAGAGAUGCACUGAGUUUGAAGAUAGGCCUUAAAAUUAAUCCAUAGGUAAAGCCUCCAAUCUGAAGCUAGUUGGGUAAUUGCCUAGAAGCUUGACAUAAUUUUCUGUAAUUUUCCAAGCUGCUUAAAGGCACAGACUAAACUUCUGAUCCAAUGGAAUUGUGAUAUAGUCAAUUAAAUGUGAAACAGUCUGUCUGUAAACAGUUGCUGGAAAAAUUAUUCAUCUCAUGCACAAGUAGAAGUAGAUGACCUAAAUGACUUGCCAAAAGUAUAGUUUGCUAAUAAUAAAUCUGUGGAGUGGUUAAAAAAUUUGAUUUAAUGACUUCAACCUAAGUGUAUGUAAACAACUGACUUCAUCUGACAAUUUGCUGUGUAGAUUUGAUUGUUUUCCCCUAUAUUUUGUCACCCCUUAUAGGAGGUUUGGACUUGACAUAUGCUUGUCUUAAAUCAGGAGUCCGUGUCUUUCCCUCCACUCUUCUCCCUUGCUCCACAGGGCUGACCAGGUCUGUAGUCUGCCAAAUUAAGCAGAUUAUGCCAUACCAUAACUCUAAAGCUUUGAGAGCUGCAGGCUUUAUGGUUGGAGAAAAUGGGGCCAGUAUAAUUUAGAGCUUUAGAGUUAAAACUUUUAAAGAAGAACAGUGGUUUCCUCUGCUCUGCCUCUUUUGCUGUCAUCCUCCUUUUAGGUAGAUUUAGUAUCGUUAUAUGAUUUUUAAGAGUUAUAUGAAUAAUUUCUGAGAGCCAAAUUGAGUGACAUUCACUCAUAUAUCCUUUUAUACAUUUUCUUUUGUCUCUCUGAAGUUCAUUCUUCCCAGACCCGGCUCGAGGUUGCACAUAGAGUAAAUUGUACUCAUGGACCUGUUGAGCUGCUUUCUUGAUAGCUUAUUUCAAAUGUUUUGAAUUGAGCCAUUGACAAACAGGGUUAGGCAUUUUCCACAUUAUCGAUUUUUGCACACCGCAGAACUAGUUGUCGGAAGCCAUUGUUAUCUCUGCUAUAUCACAGUGAGACUCCUUGUUGGUUUAAUUAAUUUUGUGUACAAUAACCAUGAAUUUGCACCUGAAAUGGUUUCCAAAGGGCCGUUUGAGUCAUGAUAUAGUUUGCAGGGAAAAUAUGGUGUAACCUUUGUACUGUUAUUUGGAAUUUGUGUACACUUGUUCAUGCAAAACUACAAUUAUGUGUGGAUACACCGUGACUGCCGUUGAAGCACUGAGUCCCCCUUUGCAGGCUUACAGUGAUGCGGUCCAGGGAUAGACACAGGUGGGACAUGCACACAGAGUCAUUGCAGAUCACAAGUUGGAGUAUUCAAACAACACCAAAGUGUCAAUUUCAAACUAAUGAAUUUGUUUCCCACUUUCUGGGCCAGGUGGCUGGACGUGCGGCACACAAAUAAUGGAUUUUUCUUCCCUUUGUUUCUUAAAAAUCAGAUGAUAGUAAAUGUACUAAAAUGCAUUCUCUUUCUGAGAAUACAGUCACAGAGUCAUUUUGUGUUUGCCUAUUCAUCUUUCGGCAUUGUGUACUGACGAUUGCAAUUGUUUUUUAUGUAAACAGUGUUGAGAUGGUCUUCCAGAUAAACAUGCAAAAUUUUGACAACAAGUUUCAUACAGGCAUAAUGCAGAACAAUAAAAUAAAUCCCUUUUUUUUGUAAGACCCCACAGCUUCCUUUCAAAUGGGAAUGCACAGCAUGAUCUGUAAAAAUAUGAAUGGUUGUGCUACCCCUGUGUACAGCUUAGUGUGUGUGUAACUGUUCCCUCCAGCUGGUUUACUUCUUAGUUAUGCCUAUUUGAUCUGGUCUGGUAUUCCUUGCAGAUCCCAAUUUAACAUUUACAGUAACAAAAAGCAGCUAUUCUCAUUUGGUUUAGACAUCCAAAAACUUUUAAUACUUUUGUAAAUUUCUUUAUGCUAUAAUUUUUAUUAUUAUUAUUUGUUAUAUACAUAGUGUACAAAUGUGUGAAAUAAAUAAAAAUAGUUGUUCGUUUUGAAGAAUAUUAAAGUGCAAAGUGUUCCUCUAGUUUGAUUCCCCCCCACCCCCUUGUGCUUGUUAAAGGGGCCAUGACAUGAAUAAUCAGAUUUUCCUUGAUCUGUUAAUAUAUGAGGUCAUUUUACAAUAAAAAAAACAUA
Molecule: messenger RNA, 5743 nt
Organism: Xyrauchen texanus (razorback sucker)
Lineage: Eukaryota; Metazoa; Chordata; Actinopteri; Cypriniformes; Catostomidae
Product: E3 ubiquitin-protein ligase arih1-like
Exons: 14
Coding region: 188-1771 (527 amino acids)
Biological process (GO): protein polyubiquitination; ubiquitin-dependent protein catabolic process; positive regulation of proteasomal ubiquitin-dependent protein catabolic process
Cellular component (GO): nucleus; cytoplasm; ubiquitin ligase complex
Molecular function (GO): ubiquitin protein ligase activity; ubiquitin conjugating enzyme binding; zinc ion binding
Source: RefSeq, a predicted model, not a curated record